Apus apus (common swift) is the source of this 3127-nucleotide messenger RNA. RefSeq names its product POC1 centriolar protein B (gene POC1B). Gene Ontology annotation, molecular function: protein binding. Bases 105 to 1508 code for a protein of 467 amino acids. Lineage: Eukaryota; Metazoa; Chordata; Aves; Apodiformes; Apodidae. Gene Ontology annotation, biological process: cilium assembly. The transcript has 12 exons. The record is from RefSeq and is a predicted model, not a curated record. Gene Ontology annotation, cellular component: centriole; ciliary basal body.
AAUUCGGGGCUCGGCCGGACGCGCCGGGAGCGCGGGGGCUGCGGCGGGCGGUUGAUGUCGCUCCGCUCCGGCAGCUGCCGUUGCCGCGGCGUCCCGCUCCGCCUAUGGCCUCCGUUUUGGACGACCCCGUCUUGAUCCGGCCGUUCCGAGGUCACAGCGCGGCGGUGACUGGUGUCGGCUUCAAUGCGGACGCCUCGGGGCUGGCUACCUCCUCUUUGGAUAGGUUUCUUAUGGUGUGGAAGCUGAAGACACCACGCAGAGCUUACAGAUUUGUAGGCCACACGGAAGCAGUGACCAGUGUACAGUUCUCACCAUAUGGGCAGCUACUUGCUUCAGCUUCUCAAGAUCGUACUGUCAGACUAUGGAUUCCUUGCAUUCAUGGAGAAUCAUCGGUACUGAAGGGUCAUACAGCAUCUGUUCGUAGCGUGAGCUUCUCGCAUGAUGGCCACUUUCUAGUUUCAGCAUCCAAUGAUAAAUCAAUGAAAAUAUGGAGUGUUCAGCAUCAGCGUCUUUUUUUUUCCCUAUUCCAACACACUCACUGGGUUCGCUGUGCCAAAUUUUCACCUGAUGGAAGACUAAUAGCAUCUUGCAGUGAGGAUAAAUCCGUUAAGAUAUGGGAUACCAGAAAUAAAACUUGUAUUGAAAGCUUCUUAGAUUCUGCAGGAUUUGCAAAUUUUGUGGAUUUCAACCCAAGUGGUACGUGUGUAGCUUCUGCAGGUUCCAAUCAUACAGUGAAACUGUGGGAUAUUCGAAUGAACAAACUACUGCAGCACUACAAAGUUCACAGAGCAGGGGUUAAUUGUGUAUCAUUCCAUCCUUCUGGUAACUAUCUCAUCACUGCAUCUACUGAUGGUACCCUUAAGAUUUUGGACCUCUUAGAAGGAAGACUUAUUUACACUCUUCAUGGACACAAGGGGCCUGUGCUUUCUGUGGCUUUUUCAAAAGGUGGUGAAAAAUUUGCCUCGGGUGGAGCAGAUGCUCAGGUAUUGCUAUGGAAAACCAACUUCGAUUCAUUUGAUUAUAAAGAAGUUAUUAAACACCAUAUUAGAAGAACCCAUAUUGAUGAUCCUCCUCAUCUUCUUGAUAUUUACCCGAGAUCACCUCAUCUCCAUGAUGAAAAACUUGAGUCAACCGAGGUGAGUUCAGUCAACCCUACCUUUGAUGUGACUAAUACACAAGUAUUUGACCUACCUGUCAUAGAGAUUAUGACAUCUUUCAGUGCUCUGGAUGGUGUCAGCAGUGAAGAUCUGCAGGAUCACCCUGCUUCAUUCUUGACAAGAAGUUCAAAAAGGAAGUCAGAGAGCGAAUCGAUGGUGCAUAAUGUGGACAGGCAAACGGGCAUCUCCCCCUCCAUGGCUAACGCUUUGGAGCACAUUGUGGAGCAACUGGAUGUUUUAACUCUGACUAUUUCAAUCCUGGAACAACGUCUGACUUUGACUGAAGAUAAAUUGAAAGAAUGCUUAGAAAAUCAGCAAAAAAUGUUACUUCAGGGAAGGCGGGAAGAAUAAAAGAUGAAAAUGAACUGUAUUGAUGAAUGUUUCAUAUAUUCACAAGGAAAUAAUAAAUGUUAUUUCAUCAGAUUUUGCUAUGAGCAAAAAAAAAAAGUCCUCCUUUGCUUAACAAGUCAAUGUAAUAAAAACUGAAGGAAAAAAGUAUACAACACAUUUUAAACAUUGGUAGCUACUAGAUAAUUCUGGUUAUAUAUCUAAUAAAGUGUAGCCCAGCCAAAACUAAUAUUUUCAAAAAAAUUCCCAUUAAACAUUACAGGACUCUUAUUUGAACGUAAGAAAGAUCUUUGAAUACAACUAAGCAACAAAUUACACAUUUUUAGAAUAAAGCAAAUAUGGAAGCGCACUAUGAAGGUUUUUUAACUCAGGCAGAGAUUGUAAAAUAGUGUUCUUUGUGCUAAGGCAACAUUACUCAAGCCCAUAUAUUAAAUAAGACCUAAUUAGCCCUAACCUCAAAAAUGCUAGAGGUUGCCUUUGUCCCUUACAUACUCUCAAAUAUUUUACCAAAAGGUAGCAACGAUUACUCUUUAUCUUCUAAACAUUUUAGUGAUGAUUGCAAGAAGGUGUAGUGUAAAAUCUUUCAGUUACAACUAUGAACUAUUUGAACCAAACACAAAAUUAUGCAAAAUCUAUAUAAUAAAUGCAAAAGAUUCUCAUCCUUCAAGGACUUCUACAGGUGCUCAAGCUUUGCAUGCUAUGAAUGUCCCCCAUGAGUUAAUGCAUUAUGAAUGAAGCCAUAAAUCAGGAAGGACUUUGCAAUGUAUUAUUUUGAUUUUAUUUUUUAAUAAAAAUGCAAAAGGAAAUUGUAGGUCUUGUUUUUUAAUAUAAAACAUCUCUGCUGCUUUAUUUAUCGCUGCUUUUUUUUUUUUUUAACAGCAAUUGCAAAAUACCUGUUGUAAAUCCACAAUCAAAACUAGGUAGUCAUCCAUUUCAGCAACUGAGAGAAAAAACCAUAGGGCACUUGAAAAGGAAGGGAGCACUUUAAUCCACUUCUGUAACUGACUGUAUAUAGAUAAAGCCCAUUUCCCAGGCUGAACCUCAUUAGUAUGAAUAGAGUUCAGUCUAAGUACAGAAGCUCAUGGUGUAAAUACUGUUGUGGUUUGAGCCUAAGCCCUAAGCAGUCAAAUUCUUUUUAACUCUUUGUUUUUUCUCAUAGUAAUCUCUUUCAGGUAGCCAGACAUCACCUCACUUGCUUGGUAAACUCUGAAUUUUACCAACAAGUAUUACAUAUUUUCAGCUCAGUCUUUAGUAGUACUGCUCUAGCAGAGAAGCAGUCUCUUCUUACAAAAAUGUGAGGUUCGGCUAUUUCUGUGCAAUGUCCUUGCUACAGAUUUUUUUGUGCAAGGAUGGUCUUACAUAUUCCAAUGUAAACAGCCUGACCUUUGAUUAUGCAAUUGUUAAUAAUGCUAUAUAACACAGUUAUGUAAAUACUUUUAGGUCUUUUAGGUCAGAUGCAUUUUGCUUUAUGCAUUUGCAUAUACUCUUCUGGUCUUUGCCUUUCUUGGCUCCAGUAGAAGACACAAAACCAUGUAGCUAUUAAAAUCCUGUGCUUAUUUCUUGUUUUCUCUGAGUGGACUAUAUAUAUGUGUGUGAAUAAAAGCUGUAGAUUUUUUUGUUGU